Messenger RNA from Eruca vesicaria subsp. sativa (arugula), 552 nucleotides. NCBI's taxonomy places the organism in Eukaryota, Viridiplantae, Streptophyta, Magnoliopsida, Brassicales, Brassicaceae. The record is from the annotation of a GenBank genome assembly.
AAAGUUUCCACCGUGAAGCUAGGGUCUGGUUUUGUCAUCAAACUUCUCCCUACGGAUGUUUCUCUUCCUGCAUUAAAGUCUCUGUUUCUUGACUCUGUUCGGUUUCAUGGUUUUGAUGGUCGUUGCUGCUCGUUUAAAACGCUUCUUUCUCAGUCCCCUGCCCUUGAGGAGUUAGUGAUGGAUGGAAUGGAGUGGGAACGCUGGAGAUGGUGCUCCACCGUGUCUAGUAAGACACUUCAAAGGCUUACGCUUCAACGUAGAGAAUGGUUUUCUUAUGAUGAAACUGACGAGGAGAACAUUAGGGUUGAUUCUUGGUGUCUUACCCAUGAGUUUGAUGUUCCUAAGGAGUAUCUAAUUCUUAAUCUUGAUUCCAUUGUUGAAGUUAAUCUCAAUCUUUGUGCUGAUGAGGAAGGUAUAUGGAGGCCUCGACAUGCUAAUACUUUCAAUCCUAUGCCUCUGAUUAAUACUUUUAAAAACGUUGAGAUUUUGUGCUUAGCUUUUCAAACUCUGGAGAUGUUUGAUGUCUUCAAUGAAUCAAUCCAAAUGUUUUAA